UUGGAGUUGGAGGAGCCAGCCUUGAAUACCAGCUCUGCAACUCACCUACUGGAUGAUAGGAUCCAGAAAGAUCUUACUUCAAAAGCUAAAUCACUGGGGGAAGAGAUGUUCCAGUAGAAGUUAGACAUCUUUUCUUCUUGAACAAGAAUCUCCUGUCCCUUAGACCAAGAGAAAAAUGACCCACCUUAGAGGACACCACUUGAUCUACCUCCUGGUACUUCUGGCACUUUGGAGUGGAGAUGGCUGCCGGGCACAAAGGGCAGGGUGCAAAAAUGUCCACUAUGAUCUAGUCUUUAUCUUGGAUACUUCCUCCAGUGUGGGCAAAGAUGACUUUGAGAAGGUCCGGCAGUGGGUGGCCAACUUGGUAGAAACCUUUGAGAUUGGGCCAGACAGGACUCGAGUAGGUGUGGUUCGCUAUAGUGACCGUACCAUCACUGAGUUUGACCUCGGGAAGUAUUGGACUCGAGAGGAAGUCAAAGCAGCUGCCCGGAACAUUAAUUAUCAUGGCGGCAACACCAAUACUGGUGAUGCGCUCCGCUACAUAACCACAUACAGCUUUUCCAAAGAGGCAGGUGGGCGGCCAAGUGACAGGGUCAUCAAGAAAGUUGCUAUCCUCUUGACUGAUGGGAGGAGUCAAGAUAUUGUUCUGGAUGCAGCAGCGGCUGCUCACAAAGCUGGGAUCAGGAUCUUUGCUGUUGGUGUUGGGGAAGCCCUGAAGGAAGAGCUCGAUGAAAUUGCUUCUGAGCCCAAGUCAGCCCAUGUAUUCCAUGUCUCAGAUUUCAAUGCCAUUGAUAAGAUCCGAGGGAAGUUGAGACGCCGCCUUUGCGAAAAUGUGCUGUGCCCCAGUGUACGUGUGGAAGGAGAUCGUUUUAAGCACACCAAUGGAGGAACCAAUGAAAUCACAGGUUUUGACCUGAUGGAUUUAUUCAGUGUGAAGGACAUCUUGGGGAAGAAAGAAGGUGGUGCUCAGAGUUCCUAUGUCCGAAUGGGAUCAUUUCCAGUGGUUCAAAGGACUGAGGAUGUAUUUCCCCAAGGUCUACCUGAUGAGUAUGCUUUUGUCACUACUUUCCGGUUCAGGAAAACUUCACGAAGAGAAGACUGGUAUAUCUGGCAAGUCAUUGACAAAUAUGGAAUUCCACAGGUCUCUAUCCGGCUAGAUGGGGAGAACAAAGCUGUGGAGUAUAAUGCUGUGGGGGUGAUGAAGGAUGCAGUCCGGGUGGUCUUCCGGGGUGUGCCAGUUAGUGACUUAUUUGACCGACACUGGCACAAGAUUGCUCUCAGCAUCCAGGCCAAGAAUGUGUCCCUCUACAUUGACUGCAAGCUGGUACAGACACUGCCCAUUGAGGAAAGAGAAAACAUCGACAUCCAGGGAAAGACUGUGAUUGGCAAGCGCCUCUAUGACAGUGUGCCCAUUGAUUUUGAUCUGCAGCGGAUAGUGAUUUAUUGUGACUCUCGACAUGCUGAAUUGGAAACCUGCUGUGACAUCCCUUCAGGACCAUGCCAGGUGACUGUCAUCACAGAAGCCCCUCUACCAGAGAUACCACCCACAAUUGGCAGUGAGCAGAUUGGCUUUCUGAAGACCAUCAAUUGUUCCUGCCCUACUGGGGAAAAGGGUGAGAGGGGCAUCGAGGGACCACGAGGUCUCAAGGGAGAAACUGGAGCUCAAGGACAGAGUGGAGUCCCUGGACCCAAAGGAGAGAAAGGUGAUUGGUAAGGUCAGGGAACAUUUUUCAAAGGAGAAAAAGGUGAAAAGGGCUCCUUGGGUUUACCUGGACCCCCAGGGAGAGAAGGAGCCAAGGGUGUUCGGGGGGAGCCAGGGGAACCUGGAUUACCUGGUGAGGUGGGUCUGAAGGGACCAGUGGGGCCUCCAGGACCACCAGGUCUUCCUGGAGAGAUCGGGAUUCCGGGUCUCCAAGGAGAGCGAGGAGAAAGAGGGCCUCGAGGAGAUAAGGGAGAGCAAGGCUUAGACGGAUUACCUGGAAAGCCUGGAGAAGAAGGGAAGCAGGGCAGUCCUGGCACUCCAGGUGUGGCUGGUCUCCAAGGAGAAAAGGGUGAAGUUGGACCACCUGGGCCACCUGGUAUACCAGGCUCUGUGGUGCAGAAGGAGGGCCUGAAAGGAGAACAAGGGGCUCCAGGACCACGUGGUCAUCAGGGCUUACCUGGUCCUCCAGGAGCACCAGGUCCAAUGGGUCCUGAAGGCAAAGAGGGACUUCCUGGUUCUCCAGGACAGCGGGGCAAGAAAGGUGAAGCUGGCAUACCUGGACUCAAUGGAUUACCAGGACCUCCUGGCUCUCAAGGAUCUCCUGGUGUCCCAGGACCACCUGGGCCAGUUGGUCCCCCAGGCCUAUCUGGAGAGAUUGGCUUCUCUGGAAAACCUGGUCAGCCUGGCCAACCAGGCUCCCCUGGUAAAGAUGGGACAAAUGGACUUCCUGGAUUGCAAGGCCCUAAGGGAGAUCCAGGAGAACGAGGAGAAGAUGGCUUGCCCGGGAAUCCUGGACCUAGGGGUGAAGCUGGGGAGCAAGGUCUAGCGGGCAUGCCUGGUGAGAAGGGAGAAAUGGGGCUUCCAGGAUCUCCAGGGAUCCAAGGACUAAGAGGAGAGAAGGGAGAUGAGGGUGAAAAAGGUGGCCUGGGACUCCCUGGACUGAAAGGUGACAGAGGUGAAAAGGGGGAAGCUGGUCCUGCUGGUCCUGCUGGUCCCCCUGGUCCCCCUGGCUUCCCUGGAACAACAUCUUUGUUGACUCCACAUCCUCACAUCCCGGGGGAAGCUGGACAAAAAGGAGAAAAAGGAGAUCCAGGCAUCAGUGGGGAACCUGGACCCCGUGGUUUUCCAGGUGAAGUUGGACCAAAGGGACCUCCAGGACCCCCAGGUGCUCAAGGCCCAGAAGGAGCCCGAGGGGGACCUGGAGCGGCUGGAAACACUGGAGCUCCUGGACCAAUAGGUCCUCCUGGUGCUCGUGGUCUCCCAGGAAAUGUGGGUGUACCUGGAGUCAUGGGCCCACCAGGAAAAACUGGAGAGAGAGGAGAAAAAGGGGAGCCUGGUGAAGAAGGAAAAACAGGACCACUUGGUCCCAGAGGUGACCUUGGCCCUCCUGGAGAACCUGGGCUGCCUGGGAAAGGGAAAGAAGGAGAGCCAGGACGUCCUGGUGAGCCUGGGUUACCGGGGCCUCAAGGGCACAAGGGGGACCGAGGUGCUCCAGGCUUGCCUGGCCAACCUGGAAAUAGAGGAGGCUCAGGAAUUGGAGUAGCAGGCCCUCCUGGCUCCAUUGGACCACCAGGGGAAAAAGGACCACCAGGAUCUCGAGGUUUACCCGGAUUCCCAGGUCCACAAGGUCCAGCUGGACAAGAUGGCCUACCCGGAAAUCCAGGAGAAAGAGGACCACCAGGAAAACCAGGUCCCUCUCCUCUUCUAUCUCCAGAGGAUCUCAACCUCUUAGUGAAGGAUGUGUGCAAUGACUGUCCACCUGGUCCUCCAGGACUUCCUGGCCUUCCAGGGCUGAAGGGUGAUAAGGGCCUCCAAGGAAAACCUGGAAGAGAUGGUGCAGAUGGAAAAAAGGGAGAUGCUGGACUCAAAGGCCUCCCAGGACCUCCAGGAGUAACUGGACCAAAGGGCACUAAAGGAGAACCUGGAGCAGAUGGUGAGAUUGGACAAAAAGGUGAACAGGGUCAUCCUGGAGUUCCUGGUUUCAUGGGACCAGCUGGGGAUCCAGGGCCACCUGGGACAGUUGGUGCCUCAGGACCUGCCGGCCCACCAGGAAGCCCAGGAGUAACAGGUAAAGAUGGUCCUCCUGGUCCCCAAGGCCCACCUGGAUUACCUGGAAUUCCUGGUGAAGAAGGGAAGGAAGGUAAAGAUGGAAAGCCGGGCCCGCCUGGAGAACUAGGUCCUUCAGGAGAACCAGGCCUUCCAGGACAAGAUGGUGCCAGAGGACCACCUGGAUUCAAGGGACAUACAGGAGACUCUGGUCCACCUGGCCCUAGGGGAGAGCCAGGAACACCAGGUCCUGCAGGCAGAGAAGGGUCACCAGGGAAAGAUGGUGACACUGGACCCACAGGGCCCCCAGGUGCUCAGGGACUUAGGGGAAUCCCGGGUAAAAAUGGAUCACCCGGCUCUCCUGGAGAUCCUGGCCAACCAGGUAACCCAGGGCAGAAAGGAAACAAAGGGGAUAAAGGUAGCCCAGGACUUCCAGGAUUCCAGGGACCUCGGGGACCGCAGGGAGAACAAGGAGAAAAAGGGAUCCCAGGAAAAGAGGGUGCCUCAGGAAAACCAGGAGAACAGGGUGCAAAAGGAGAAAGGGGAGAUCCUGGGGUCAAAGGAGAGAAGGGGACCCAAGGACAAAAGGGUCAGCCUGGGGAGCCAGGAUUACCAGGUCAUAAAGGCCACACAGGAUUGAUGGGCCCUCAUGGACCUCCAGGAGAAAGUGGACCUGCUGGGCCUCCUGGACCUCCAGGACAGCCAGGAUUUCCUGGAGCAAGGGGAGAUUCACCAUCAGUGGACACUCUUCGAAGGCUUAUCCAAGAAGAGUUAGGGAAGCAACUUGAAACCAAACUAGCAUACCUCCUGGCCCAGAUGCCGCCAGCACAUGUUAGAACAACUCAGGGCCGGCCAGGGCCCCCUGGACCUCCUGGAAAAGAUGGUCUUCCUGGAAGAGUAGGUCCUAUGGGGGAGCCAGGCCGGCCUGGACAAGUGGGCUUAGAAGGGCCAUCUGGCCCCAUGGGGCCCAAAGGUGAACGAGGUGCAAAGGGUGAUCAAGGAGAGCCUGGAGUUGGCCAGCGAGGAGAAAUAGGACCUCCUGGAAUACCAGGUCAGCCUGGGGAGCCUGGCUACGGGAAAGAUGGCAUUCCGGGGAUCCCUGGUCCUCAAGGAGAAGCAGGACAAGCUGGCCCCCCUGGCCCUCAGGGGCCCCCCGGCCCCAGCGGACAGUGUGACCCUUCUCAGUGUGCUUACUUCGCCAGUCUUGCAGCCCGGCCUGGCAAUGUGAAGGGACACUAGAGAGUACUGAGGAAGCCAAGGAGAUGUGAGGAGGAUUUUCUGAAACUUGAACUUUGAACUGAAGAGGAAACCAGGGGUUCACAGAUCUCUUGGGCCAUGAUGUCACUUUUUAUUUGUUGUGGGAGGCUUUCUAAAUGAUUAAAACCAACAGAUGCUGCCGGUCGGUCAGAUGAUGAUGAUUAUUAUUGUAAUGAUUAAUAUUAUUAUCCUUAAUUAUUAUGAUGAUUAUUUUAUAUCCUUUACGUGAGAUGGAAGGGUCUUAUUUUCUCAUCUCUAAUGUCAGAGCAUGUGGUACCCUUUUCCCCCCUAAUUUGUGUUUUUGUUUUGUUCAGAUUGGCAUCACCAAUCUGAUGUCUGCUUACCAUUUUUAAGAAAAUGUUCUCUCAAUUAUCUUGUCCCCAGAAGACAGAGUCAGGAGCAAUAGAAGAAAGUUAAGGAGAAGUAGACUGAAGUUCAAUGUCAGGGAAAAUUUCCUAACAAUUAGAGCUGACCACAGGUGAAAUGGGCUAUCUUGGGAGGUAAUGGAUUCCUGUCAUUGGAAAACUUCAAAUUGAGUCUGGAUGGUCAUGUGUCCAGGAGAGGCUGUGUGGUGUAAGGGAAAGGGCACUGGAUUUAGAGUCAGAGGCCAUGGCUUCUAAUCUCUGCUCUGUUAACAGCUUAAUACCCAUGUGACUUUGGCUGGACAAAGUCACUUCACCUGGGACCCUGAGUUGACUCAUCUACAGAGUGAAAGGAUAGGACUGGAAAUCUCUCAAAUGACUUCCAGCUUCAAAUCCUCUGACAUAAAGGAUUGUCCUGUGCACAUAGGAAUUAGAAUAGUUGACCUCUCAGGUUUCUGAUUCUUUUCUUGGUGCUAGAAAUUUGGGGGUUUCUUCAUAUGUUACCAUAAUCCAGAGGGAAUAGUGUAAAGGAAGUUGUUGUCCAGUCAGCUGAUGGUCUUCAUAGAUCCCAACGUCAAACUUUACCACUUUUUUUUUUUUGUGAGGCAAUUGGGGUUAAGUGACUUG
Molecule: messenger RNA, 5994 nt
Organism: Phascolarctos cinereus (koala)
Lineage: Eukaryota; Metazoa; Chordata; Mammalia; Diprotodontia; Phascolarctidae
Source: RefSeq, a predicted model, not a curated record